Molecule: messenger RNA, 2130 nt
Organism: Orycteropus afer afer
Lineage: Eukaryota; Metazoa; Chordata; Mammalia; Tubulidentata; Orycteropodidae
Gene: RSPH6A
Product: radial spoke head 6 homolog A
Exons: 6
Coding region: 1-2130 (709 amino acids)
Biological process (GO): cilium movement involved in cell motility; cilium assembly; axoneme assembly
Cellular component (GO): radial spoke; axoneme
Source: RefSeq, a predicted model, not a curated record
AUGGGGGACCCGCCUCCCAACCCUCAGCCCCCUUCCGAGCGGCCCACCCGCCGGAGGAGUUCCCAGGGCCCCGGCCCUGACCGGUGGCAGAGUUGGGACCCUGAUUAUUACCAGCCCUCGGUCGCGGAGGAGCAGCUGCAGAUGCAGUACGACCCCCAGAUGCUGAGAGAGCAGCAGGCGGGUCAGGAGCUCUGGGACCAUCGGGCCAACCUGGCGCAGGGGCCCGAGGCCUUCCCGGCUCCGGAAGCCCAGAUGCGGGGUGCGGCAUACCCCGCAGGAAGCGCCAGCUACCCCCAGGAGUUCCAGCCCUACUCUUACAGGGAUGAAAGCAGGGGCCAGGGCGCCGAGCGCAAGGCCAGUCCGCGGCUGCCCCUGGAGUCACCCUACCAGGACCCGCGGUCUGAGCUCUUGGACCAGUUCAGCCCCUACCAGAGGGAGGAGCUGCAGCUGGAGGGCACCCAGCACGGGCCCUACGUGAGGGACGACCCUGCCAUCCACUACUCGCCCUCCGAGCUGGGCUUCGGGCCCUACGACGAGGAGGUGCCGGAACCGGAGCCGCGGGAGCUGGCCGUGCAGAACGCCAAGGCCUACCUGCUGCAGACCAGCUUCAAAUGCGACCUCAGCCUGUACGAGCAUCUGGUGAAUCUGCUGACCAAGAUCUUGAACCAGCGGCCCGAGGAUCCCCUGUCCAUCCUGGAGCCACUGAACCGCACCACGCAGUGGGAGUGGUUCCACCCCAAGCCGGACACGCUGCGAGACGACCCCGAGAUGCAGUCCACCUACGAGAUGGCGGAGAAGCAGAAGGCGCUAUUCAUCCGGAGCAGUGGUGGUGCCGAAGGCGAACAGGAGAUGGAGGAGGAAGUGACAGAUUCACCGGUGCCCAACAUCAUGGAGAUGGCCUUCUACUUUGAGCAGGCAGGCAUCGGCCUGGGCUCGGACGAGAGUUUCCGCAUCUUCCUGGCCCUGAAGCAGCUGGUGGAGCAACAGCCUAUCCUCACGUGUCGCUUCUGGGGCAAGAUACUGGGCCUGAAGCGCAGCUACCUGGUGGCCGAGGUGGAAUUCCGGGAGGGCGAGGAAGAAGGCGAGGAGGAGGACGUGGAGGAGGUGGCGGACCCCGGGGAGGUCACGGAGACGCACGGCGAGGAGGAAGGCGAGGAGGACGAGGAGAAGGCGGCCGACACGCUCCCCAAGUCCACGUGGAAGCCGCCCCCCGUGGUCCCCAAGGAGGAGAGCCGCACGGGCACCAACAAGUACCUGUACUUCGUGUGCAACGAGCCGGGCCGGCCCUGGACGCGGCUGCCGCACGUCACCCCGGCCCAGAUCGUGCACGCGCGCAAGAUCAAGAAGUUCCUCACCGGCCACCUGGACGCGCCCGUCGUCAGCUACCCCCCCUUCCCGGGCAACGAGGCCAACUACCUGCGCGCCCAGAUCGCGCGCAUCUCGGCCGCCACACACAUCAGCCCGCUCGGCUUCUACCAGUUCGGCGAGGAGGAGGGCGACGAGGAGGAGGAGGGCGGCGCGGGCCGGGACUCGUUCGAGGAGAACCCGGACUUCGAGGGCAUCCCCGUGCUCGAGCUGGUCGACUCCAUGGCCAACUGGGUGCACCACACGCAGCACAUCCUGCCGCAGGGCCGCUGCACCUGGGUGAACCCUAUGCAGAAGUCGGAGGAAGAGGAGGAGCUGGGAGAGGAGGAAGAGAAGGCAGAUGAGGUGGAGCAGGAGGUGGAGCAGGAAGUCGGGCCCCCGCUGCUGACACCGCUGUCAGAAGAUGCAGAUAUCUUGCACCUUUCACCCUGGACGGCCCGCCUGUCCAGCACACUGUCCUCGCAGUACUCCUUGGCGGUCGUGCGCUCCAAUCUCUGGCCCGGCGCUUACACCUACGCCAUUGGCAAGAAAUUUGAGAACAUCUAUGUUGGCUGGGGCCACAAGUACAGCCCCGAAAACUUCAACCCGGCCCUGCCAGCCCCCGUUCAGCAGGAGUACACCAGUGGCCCCGAGGUCAUGGAGAUGAAUGACCCCACAGUGGAGGAGGAGCAGGCGGUCAAGGCUGCGCGGGAGCAGGCCCUGGCCGCUGCCGAGGAGGCCGGGGAUGAUGAAGAGGAGGAGGAGGAUGAGGAGGUGGAGGACUGA